UAAGCUAACUGUUAGUACCUGAAUUCCUUAGUAGCAUUUUUAUUUUCGUCCUUUUAAAUAACUUGAUUAAAUUCGAAACUAACUUGGUUGAUUUAAACGUCAAACUUUUAAAGUUCUAUUAUCUUUGAAAAGUUUUGUCCAAAUUUGUAGACCACCAGAUAAAACGAUGGCAAGUACAGAAAAAGGGAUAGCCGUGCGAAUAAUGAAAACGGAGGAUUACGAUCAAGUGGAACUCUUUUUACGAGUACAUUACUACAAUGCUGACCCGCUUAUGUGGUCUUGUUCUGAGGAUUUAUAUAAGUUUGGUAUUCCGUACUUUGAUGAAAUGAAUCUAUCACUAAUUAAGCAAAAUACUUCAUUGAUUGCCAUCGAAGAGUCGACUAAUAGCAUUGCUGGUGUGAUCAUAGCAGGAGCACAAGACCAAAACGAUGUAGAGGAGCACCGCUUGCUAUCGGAGACAUUGGAAUCAAAUAUAUUUGGCCGCAUUGAACGAUUACUAUCGGAUGUGGAACGCAAAUCUAAUGUCUAUCAAAAAUUCAAUGUAAAGAAAUUGCUCUAUUCGCAUGUCACGUGUGUGGAUACCUUGAAACGUGGUCAGGGAUUGGGUGAACGUUUAGUAACAACUCUAAUAAAAUUGGGCCGUGCAAAAGGAUUCACAUUGAUGUUAGCCUUGUGUUCGAGUUUCUAUUCGGCUCGUCAGAAGCAUGCUCUAGGCAUGGAGUGUAUAUAUGCCCAGUCAUAUGAGGAUUAUAAGGAUGACAAUGGUAACGCGAUAUUCACUCCACCGGCUCCCCAUACCCAUAUUCAAGUCAUGGCUAUGAAAUUGUAAAGGAAAACUAGAAAGUCUUUAUCACUUAUUAAAUCUACUCAAUAAAUUAAUCAUCUAUCAGGAUUUACUUAAAAAUAUAAGAACUUUACAUUGAA
Messenger RNA from Drosophila willistoni, 924 nucleotides. Its product is annotated as arylalkylamine N-acetyltransferase-like 2. The transcript has a single exon. The record is from RefSeq and is a predicted model, not a curated record. Gene Ontology annotation, molecular function: N-acetyltransferase activity. NCBI's taxonomy places the organism in Eukaryota, Metazoa, Arthropoda, Insecta, Diptera, Drosophilidae. Bases 167 to 829 code for a protein of 220 amino acids.